AACAUAUUUCGAUGUUUUACGUUGCUUGUUGUUUCAAUUGUUUUUUUUUUUUUAGAUAUGAUGAUGAAAUAAAGUUGAUAAAAAGGCUAUAAAGUGUCUCGUAAGCAAUUUCAGUGUUUAAUAAACAAUACUGAUCCAAAUACUGACCCCUAGGGGACUCCAAAAAUGUCUAGUCUGUCCUCUAAAUGAGUGGAUUAACGAUGUACCUUUUGAUGAUGCAACCUUUACUGGUAGCGUAAGGGUUUUAUUUUGAAGUUCGCCACCGGAAGCUUUAGAAUUUUCAAUGAGUAGCUUCACAAAGUACGAGCGUGAUAGUUCCUAGUCCUUAUGAAAGUAAAGUGCGCUUCGCCCUUGUAAUCUGUCAGAGGAGCGGGCGUAUUGCAGUCAUCUUCGGAGCUGCAGCGGUGUUCAGCAGAUACAGUGUCCGGCUCAGAGAGUCACAGUCCUCAGGCGUCAGGAAGCGUUCAUCCCUCCUCCUGUGCACGGUCCCCGGCACCCUGGACCCGGGUUCUCCUUGAAUGACCUACACAGUACCCUAAAGAACACGCAGUGGUCCCAUUGGCACCCGGAGGACAGCAGCCGGUUCGGAGCGCACUGCUAUAAAACACAGCAGCUGACGGAGCCAAACAGAGCGAGUCCCAUGCAGGCUUCUGGCCGACCUCAGAGCGGCUGACCCCGGGCGACAAGCCGCAAAGCAGGACGCGCUGCGUCACGGGGAGCGAGCUGGAAGUUUACGGUGAAGAGUUUAAAGGUGGUCACCGGGGAAGAGGCACACACUUGAAGGGCUUAUUACUGCGUCCUGACAUCACAUGAUGUACACAAUCACCAGGGGUCCCAGCAAACUUGUUACACAAAGGAGGACAGGUCCCACCCAGCAGGUCGAGAGCAAGUUCAGCGACUUGAAGCUAAAGCCCACCUCUUGGCUCACCUCAAACUCUCCGCCUCCGAAGAUCGUCUUCAAUCGGCUCAACGGGAAGCGCCACAACGGGACGGCCACGCAGAAGAACCAGAGCCCGGCCGCAGAGGGAUUCACACCGGCGCACGAGGAGAACGUCAGAUUCGUCUACGAAGUAUGGCAGGAAGUGGAGCAGAAGCUGGAAGACCGAGGGGAGUCAGCUGACAGCAAGGGGCCGGUUCAGUACGCAGAGAAGACCCCCGGCACUGUGAUGAAGAACUUUGUGCCUAUAGACCUGGAGGAGUGGUGGGCUCAGCGCUUCCUCGCCAACAUCGCCAACCUGUCGUAACCGUACGAGAGCGUCCACCGAAAACGAAGCAAGCCCGCACCGGCACCGACCGCGAGGUGACCGGAGACGAGCCCUUCUCCCGGGGGGCCGCGGUGCUGUGUGUAUUUUUCGGAAUCUGAUUUUAAAGCCCCAGCUUUACGCUGCUGUAGAGAAAUCUGGGUGUGCAAUAUAAACUCGUCCCCUCCAGUCCCUGAGCGGAGCAGCGGCGACCUGAAUGUGGACUCUUGACAGAACUGACCUCAUGUUGUGCUGCAUUAAAGGACACCUCUCUCUACUUGAACAAUGUAUGAGAAGCUGUGGGAUUUUUCUCGUCUUUAAUUAGACACGCACAGCUCUGGGUACGUUUUGGGUGUUUGGAUGUUAAAGCUUGAGAAAGUAAAGGAAAAAAAAAAACAUUUUCAAAA
Messenger RNA from Poecilia latipinna (sailfin molly), 1648 nucleotides. RefSeq names its product MAPK regulated corepressor interacting protein 2 (gene mcrip2). NCBI's taxonomy places the organism in Eukaryota, Metazoa, Chordata, Actinopteri, Cyprinodontiformes, Poeciliidae. The coding region runs from base 810 to 1244 and encodes 144 amino acids. The record is from RefSeq and is a predicted model, not a curated record. The transcript has 5 exons.